Octopus bimaculoides (California two-spot octopus) is the source of this 1442-nucleotide messenger RNA. Its product is annotated as ataxin-3. The record is from RefSeq and is a predicted model, not a curated record. NCBI's taxonomy places the organism in Eukaryota, Metazoa, Mollusca, Cephalopoda, Octopoda, Octopodidae. Gene Ontology annotation, molecular function: cysteine-type deubiquitinase activity. Gene Ontology annotation, cellular component: nucleus. Gene Ontology annotation, biological process: protein deubiquitination.
AAGAAGCAAAAAAACUGAAUAAAAUCGGAAUCUAGAAAAGCCCAGAAACAAGGGCAGACAACUAAGUUCCACAUAUUGAGAGAACUGAUGGAGGCGAUCGUUUUCGAAAAGCAACAGGGUUCAUUAUGUGCCCUUCACUGUCUGAACUCCCUUCUUCAAGGCCAGUAUUUCAGCCCUAUAGAUUUGGCACAAAUAGCCAAGAAAUUAGAUGACCAAGAAAGGGAGCAGAUGGCUGAGGGUGGUGAGAACUCACAAGAAUAUAUGCACUUUUUAGAGCAACCGUCUUCAAAUAUGGAUGAACGAGGAUAUUUCUCAAUACAAGUUAUAACAAAUGCAUUAGGAGUAUGGAAUUUAGAUAUAAUACCUUUUAGUAGUCAACAUCCAAAAGCUAAGGAAGCACAAGAAAAUCCUCUACAACAAACAGCUUAUAUAUGCAACAUGAAGGAACAUUGGUUCACUAUACGUAAAAUUGGUUUCCAAUGGUUUAACUUAAACUCUUUACUGAGUGGUCCCGAACUCAUAUCAGACACAUAUCUGUCUUUGUUUAUCAUACAAUUACUACAAGAAGGUUAUUCAAUAUUUAUUAUCAUUGGUAACUUGCCACCUAGUGAUGCUGACCAACUUUUAAAAAUUCAUCCUGCUGUACAGCCAGUGAAACCUACCUUAGAAAGUGCAGCAUCUUUAACUGCAUCCAACAGUGAAGACCAGAUGGACCCCAGUUUACAGCAAGUUAUUGAGACUACUCGGGAAUAUGCUGAAAAGGAUGAUCCUUCAUUGCAGAGAGCAUUAGCAAUGAGUUUGAAAGAUAAGGAAGAAGCACUUUUACAAACUGCUCUUGAACUUAGUAUGCAAGGUGAUAAGGCAGAAGAUAAUUGUCUUGGAACUGAAGAUACUACUCCUGAUUUGGAAGUACAUCAGACUUGGGGUACGCCCCAGUCUCUUCCCAGUCAACAAUCUCAAACACAAAAGCCUUCAAAACAGCCGAUAUCCAUUGAUGAAUUGCGCCAAAAACGACUCACCUACUUAAGCAAAACAAAUUGUUUACAGAAUAAUGCAGCCGAUUCUUCUUCUGUUACUAAUAUGGAAAAUGAAUCUGAAUCUGUUAAAGAAAAUGGGGAAAAUGGAGAAAAUGGGGAAGAAUUGAGUGAAGAAGAGAUGCUUCAGAAAGCAAUUUAUAUGUCUAUGAAAGCAGCAGCACCAAUGUGAAGCUACUGUGGAUGAAGAACUAGGACAGUCAACUCUGUUGUGAUAUUAGUAACAGAAAGUGCUAAUUGUACACUACACCUCUCUUUCCUUCAUUUCUCUCUCUCUUACAGAGUUAUGCAGAAAGCUGUAUCACAGUUGGUUGUAUUUUCUGUAAACUGACUCUAAUGCUAUGGGAGCAAUGCCUAUUUAUUGAUGCAAUUUGUACUUUUGCAAUAUAAAUAUUUUUUUACCUUUCA